This is a messenger RNA of Echinostoma caproni, 4749 nucleotides long. NCBI's taxonomy places the organism in Eukaryota, Metazoa, Platyhelminthes, Trematoda, Plagiorchiida, Echinostomatidae. The record is from the annotation of a GenBank genome assembly.
AUGCAACCAAUUCAAGUGGAACAACUGGGCUCAUUCUGUGGUUCAGUUUCACGAUGCGAUUCCGCACAGCGUCUUAUUUUCAACAAUUCAGCUAGUGUAGCCUGUCUGUUUGAUUCACACCGUGUGCAAUGCUAUCGUGAAUCAGAUGGGUGGUCCAAGAUAUUUUCUUGGUCUGUUACCGGUGACUUUCCAGCUGCAGUUGAACAACAACAUAAGGAAGCGGCCACAAAAGGUGAAGGUUCUGUCGAUUCAUGGCUGAUAGAAUCGGUGAAAUUCGGCCCCAUUUCAUCCUUGUCACAAUCCACUCAUCGAACCGCAUCCCAGGAGUCUCUGUUGGUCAUUUUGACCAACCGAGCACAGAAUUGUACCUAUCUUUGCUACUUUCCCUCGGUGGAUAAUAAAACCUAUCAUACAGGUAUUUGUUUGCAUGGCCUAGCCAGUGCUUCCGAAUGGAUCCCAUGGCGUGCAAUGGAAGACCACAUACCCGCAUCUCCAACACCGUCGGAAGCAUCCACAAUGCUAUUAGAUGCAACAGAUAUGCACACAACCUGUGACAUAACGAAGAAAGUGAAACACAUCCCUACCGGCUCUUCAUCUGGAUGUUGUAGUUUGCUGGCCAUUGGAUUUCGUCAAGGAAUCGUGGGUAUUGUCACACCGUUUGCACUCGGGCAUUCGGAUUCAUCCUUUACUGAGGGAUUUCACCAACCAAUUUGGGCAUUGGCUGUGGAGAAGUCCCAGUUCCUCCGUCUGGUUUCCCGUGGACAGUCCGAUGAAAACGAAGCGACAAUGCCAGAAGAAACUGCCUUGGUGUAUUUGGAUGCCUCUGCGGUUCGGUGGAAUGAGUUUCAGUACAAAUCCGUCAAUGGUCGAGUCUUGACCAAUUUACCUGCGCAUACUGUCUAUGUGUCCACGCUUCACUUCAUUCCGAAUACACAAACCCUGGUCGUUGGCUACAGUUUUGGUGGAUGGCAGUUAUGGUCCAUGCGCACACUGACGCUCGAAUUCUCUCUCCGUCACACCGCAAUCUGUGCUCCCGUUGUACAAGUCGCUUUCCAAGAACCUUCCGAUGAUCCACGUUAUUGUUGCUACAUUUGGAUUGGAUGGCAGUGUGUGGAUCUGGAGGAUGGAGAACAAAUCAACUCUCAAGUGAAGCUCUACCAGCUGCAUUACAAGCAAAGAUACGAAGAAUCUGGCCCGAUUUCCGGAGAAGUGACCUAUAACUAUCAGAAUUUGGUUGGUCUGUCGGAACGCCUAUGUUCGGAACUGUUCUCCGAGCGUUUUGAACGAAAACGUUUGACAAAACAACUGCUCCGUAUCCAGCCAAUACGCACCGCGGCCAGUUCUUCCGUGGCCGCUGCGAACCAAUCAGAUGCGGCGCAUCUGGUCGCAUUGAUGUGGCUCGUCUGUCCCGGAGUGGUGCGUGUCGGUCUUUUCGAUCUGGAUCGCUGGUACCACGCACAAAUGCCCACACAGAUCAGAUCGGACAAUUCAUUCUUUGCCAUCUUCGAUCAUGGACAUUUAUUGGAGCAGAGCAUGGAAUCGUUUUGGAGUCGCAUUGCUGCCCGUGAACGACAAUUGGAUGCUUUGGGCGAAUCCCAAACGGUUCUCGAUCCCACUGGAAGUUCUUGUCGACCAAUCCAUUCUGCAUCAGUCACUGUCGCACGUCGCCAAGCACCUCGUCCCGUCCCGGAAGUUUGCCUUCGUCCGUCGGCUAUCUCGUUCUCGGUCUUAAUGGCUUGGUUUACUCCGGAAACUGGUUCUUAUUCCGGCGGAUUCCUUCGUGCUCAAUUUGCCUCACGUCAGGAAGCUUGCCUGAUGUCACUUCAUUCAACCGGAUCGUCCAAUGAAAAACACUUCUCCCCAACCGACUGGUUGGCCGAGGCUUGGGCUUCCGGGCUGUUGGAAUCUCCUGGAUUGGACAUAAUUGAAGAAGAAGAUUUGGAUAGGCUAUUACAACUAGCCCACGAGCUGAGUGAUGAUCAUUCAUCUGCUCGCUCCUCCGAUGCCGAGUUGAUUGGUUUCCGCCUGACCUAUGGGGAAGGAUUUGAUGUGAAUCUGGUGCAAAACUUGAAUGAAGCGUCUGAUGAGUUGACGGAUUCAUUCGGUCCACCGGGCAAACGACCACGUGUGACCGGAGCCACUACGUCGUUGGCCACACGGGAGGAGUCCCCGAUGGGUCAGAAAACUGUACUGAGUCCAUCUUGGGUGUUGCUAAUCAACUGUCUGUUGGAACACGGUCAUCUAGCCCCAUUAAAAUCGAUUGAAAAAUUAGCCAACGGUCAUGGUCCUACCUCACCGGAGAACACACGUUUCCUCAAAUACUGGUUUUGGCUCCGUUUUCAAAGACUUAAGACAAUGUUUGAUCAGCUGACCGAGCCACUGUUUAGUCCCAACCCCGAUGGUGUUGAUUCUACCGGAUCGCGCAGUCUGCUCAAUCUGGUCAAAGAUUCCCUUGGUCUUGGUGCAACUGCCUAUCAGAUUCAACAAUUGGCUGUCAUCGGUAGAUACUGGUUUGAGAAAAGUGCAUCUGGACGCAGUCUGGACCGUACAAAUAUCUCGCAACAUGACAUGCUAAUAGUUGUCGCGGUAGAGACCUAUGCUCAAUAUACUCGUCUGGUCCUAUUCCUUUGUCGCCUCGGAUUGCUGCCUCAAGAAUGCGUCUCGUCCACUGAUUCUCCUUCCUUCCAGGACGACGAUGACAUAGUCGAUCAGAGCAUAACGAGGGACACCCUCCUGAUGCCAUACUCAUCAUCACAUUUGGUGCGCGUGAUCGGGGAUUUACGUGAACGUGCGGGCCUGAAUGGAGCAAUCGCGGCGCCGCUGAGUGAAGCGCUACUGCACGCUUGCUUAGGUUGGUCAUCCGUUCAGGCUGAUGUUGAUUCGGAACCUCUGCGCGUAUGGCGGGAACAGGAACUAGUCGAGUCGAGGACUGGCUCACGGGCUCCGUGUUAUCCACCCAGGCGACUGCAGUCAUUAUGUGCAUUGUGGCAGUUGGGUGUACAAGAAUCCAGCUGGGUGCGCCUACGUCUUGCUCUACUUGGCUUUAUCUUAUGCGAUGCAACAGCUGCAAGCGCAGCUUCAAGUCGACUGGUGUUAGACUCAGCGGAAGCAACCAAUCCGAACAUGAUUGCAGUACAGCUGGAAGCACAAUCAACGCAACUGAAAGCCUACGUAGUUGGCACUCAGAGCAACCCAUGGAGCAACCUGCGUCUGGUCAGCCUCUUCCCGAAUCAGUUCACUGUCCUUCAGGAUUAUCUCUGUCAGAGUAAACAAUCUGACUUAUACAUCAAGUUCGCUCCGAUUCCACGGGAUCCACAAUCCAAUCGUCAUCCGCUCCGAGAUGAACGACAACAAGAGCUAAACGAUCUACGUCCCGUGGGCGCGCCUUUUCUCAAACUGACUCAAUUUCGUCGUGCUGCUCAGAAAUUCUACACACUAAAAGAAUCACUCGCGACUGAUGAGACUGUGCUGGAGAAAACCGAGAACUCGUUACGGGAAUUGUUUAUCCAGUUCUCGGAAUCUUGUAGACGAGUUGGACGUCUUGGGGACCUGAUCAAUCUUGGCCUCACCGUUUGGGAAGCUCAAAGUUUGGUAGAUCAUUAUCUCGCAACCGGCCAGUACGAUGUUCUGUUCUAUUGUCUGGUCGCUCGAAAACAGUACAAGAGCGCACUGCGCAUCUAUAACCAGUUUCUGCGCAUACGAAAUACUUCCACGACACUUCGAAGUCAAGCUGGUCGAUCGGGCGCACGGGGCGAUGCUACACUGUCUCUUGUUUCCAAAUUGCUGGCCAAUUCUAUUCCGGAGUUUCACGAGGAUCCGAAAGAUCAUUUGUCAGAGCCAUCCGAUCGACAGCCGUUAGUAGAUGCUUUAGCUCAUCCGUUUGUGACCUUGGAGACUGCCUCAGAGAUGGACCACCAAUCCCCCGAGGUUUUAGCUUACCGUCGUUGUUCUACAGUCACUUGUCCAUUGACCGCGAUUAAACGGAAACCAUCCAUGAUUCGUCGGACGGGCCGCACUCAAGAUUCCGCAUUCGCCACAGACGACACUAUUUCGCACGACGGUGAAACAGAGGACGAGCUCCGGUCAUUCAACAGCUCGCCUGUACGCCGUGCUAAUCGUCUAUCGGAACUUAACCAAAGCUUGCAUUUACUCGAUACAGCAAAAAAGCGUUCCUCGGAAUUUUGGGAUACUUUUAGAGAACUAAUUUACACGCCUCCAACAAGUAGGCAUCGAAAAAAAGCGGAAUCCACCGGACCAGUGUCACCACAGAGGCCUGUGCUGUCGGCCAGACGCUCCUACUACACAACUCACGCGGACAGUCAUACGCCAAUUUCCAUACUGAAAUCCAAUCUGCGAACUACCUUGUCUGGAACACCCUCGUCAGAUAUAGCCGAAUGCACUCUGAAUGAAACCCUCACGUGUGAUGACGAUGUCAAAUUGAAUCUCUCCACCGUUCGUCCAAGUCUUCUACCUGCGUCCAUUUUGGACGCUACUCCAAUCAUCCCCGGAAACGAGUUUACAUUUUCCGCUCCACGACGAGUUUCUGCACGUCCUAAACUCGAUGAAAUGCGCCCGUCUACGCUGAACGACCGCCCAUCUUUUGAGUUCGCGACCCCGUUGAAUCCGCACGUGGAACUGACUCAGCUCUCGGGUUUGUCCGCGGAAACAUCCGAGCCGAAUCUGGACGACAACACCAAGACACCCGAAUCGCAUUUGAAAGAGGUCACCAACACGGCCUACCUCCCGUGA